CAAUUCCGAACGAAACAAAGCCAAUCCAUGUGGCUCUGAAUUUUUUCCUUAAAAUUCAUUAAUUUGUGUUAAUUUUCGUGAAAUAAUUGUCAAUUAAACGUAAAAACUUAUAAUUUACGAGAUGAAACGUAAAUCAGAUGUUCUUUCCAGUCCAAAUAAACGGCCAAAAAUCGAAAAUGAGUUGUUCGAUCUCCCAAGCCAAAUCUUGGAGAAAAUCCUGACAAACCUGACGCCAAAACAACGUCGUACCUUGAUGGCGAUCAACAAAAGCUGGUCCAACUUUUGCUCGGAAAAGUUUCCCAAGGACAGUUGUCUCGUGUUUCACGAAAAAACCGAUUUUUCCUACAACGGUGCAUUGUACCAGAGUUUCUCGAAAUGCCGAGUCAUGCGAACUUUCAAGCAUCUCUUGAUCGAGUCGCUUCCAAUUUACGCUCCCGGUUUCGAAGCUCUUUGUCGCUUGAUCAACCUCGACGACUUCGGACCGAAAAUUCUGGAUCUCAAAAUUAUGGAAAUGGCUUCGUAUCCAGGCAUUGACGAAAAUUGGUGCAACAAAAUUUACGCCAUGAUGCCCAAUUUGCAGACCUUGGAAAUCGCUCACGAAGAACUUCUCGGCGAUUUGACGAAUUUGGACAACUGUCAGUCCAUCAAAUUGCAUGGAGUGAUGCAAGACAUGCAAAAACUCGGGGAAAUUCGGAAAAUGAAGAAGCUCAAGUCGUUCGUGUGUGGCUCAAUUGAAGUCCAUGCCAACUUUAGAGACUUCGAUGUGGGAUUUAUGAGCGUCAAAUUGAAAAAGUUGCUGAAAGAUUUGUUGGGCAACGCGGAAAACGGUCGAUUUGUUCAGUUAAAGUCCGAUUUCAACUUCAAAAAUUGUCGUUCCAAGUUGACUCCUGAAUCAAUUACCGAAAUGAAGUUCAAAAAUGGCAUCAGUAGUGCACAUUUUAAUCCUUGGGUCUUGUUGCAAUUCCCGAAUUUGAAGACCUUGAAAAUUAGAUCGGUGCAAAUCCCAGACGAGGAUGAUGAGCUCUACUUGAUGUUCCUUGGAGUCACAAAACUCGAACUAAGCGAUGUUGUGAUCGAUUUUCGUUUCACGAACAACACCACAAACUUUUUUCGCAAAUUCCCAGAUUUGGAAUAUUUGAAAUUGACCGGAUUUCGUCUCGAAAACGAGGAUUUUGAAGAAAUUUGUGAACAUAUGCCGAAACUUAAGGAGCUGGUAUUGCUCAAUGGAAGGAGUGGCAAUGAGAUCAACCCUCGCACAAUUAUGAAUCACGUCAAAAAACUGACAGAUUUGGAAAAGCUGGUCAUUGAAACGCGCGAAGAAGAUGUCCUCGAAGACUUUUUCAUGCCUUACCUGCCAAAAUUACGGGAAUUGUCGUUAACUGGGGACUGUUUUAAUAUUACGGACGAAGAUUGGAUCCCGAUGAUCCUCUGGAACCAACUCUACAAGUUGACAAUCAACACAAACGGCGUUUUUUGUUCCAACUGGGCUUUUCCGUUCUUCGACGAGACUCAUUUCACCCAUCUUACCCUUCCAGGAGAAGGCAAGAGGUUUGAUUACCGAGCCGAAGACUAUUUCGAGAGUGGUGUUCCGAAUUUCAGAUUGUCCGAGGAUAUCGCGUGCAAUUGUUACUACUUGCAAGAACUCACAAUCGAGGACGACGUUGGAUUUUCGCUGGCACAAGAGUUAAAAAUGUUCCGGUAUUUGCCGGAACUUGAGAAAAUUACGUGCUUAAUCAACUCGGAAGAGUACAAGGUCACACGUGUCAUGGAACGAAAGGAUUUUUUGGAUCUCAAGAGAUAUUUGAAGAAAAAUAUCCACUAUUAUCCAAAUUUGCUCGAUACGACAAGUUAUGUUGCUCAAAAUGUAAUGACUGAAAAUGCGUAUGCCGACAUUUGGCAGUCAGUGCAGCAAAUGUACGGAGAGGCAGUAGAAAAUAUGCCAGAAGAUGGCGAUUUGCUGAAAAAUUUGAUUAUCGUAACGAAAUAUAUUGGGUUGAAUCACAUCGAUUACUGCCAAUUGUUGAACAAUAUGUAUCGUUUAAAUGACAAUUAACUAAUAUUAAUAAUAAUGAGAAAAAGGAAUUUAUGUAUGUACUAUGAAAAUUAUAUCAAAAUUUGGACAAUUAAAUAAAGAAAGAAAUUAUAUUUAAUAAUUAAUUAGGUGAAUAAAUUUAAUAUGUA
Messenger RNA from Culicoides brevitarsis, 2181 nucleotides. RefSeq lists its product as uncharacterized. Bases 122 to 2053 code for a protein of 643 amino acids. The record is from RefSeq and is a predicted model, not a curated record. Lineage: Eukaryota; Metazoa; Arthropoda; Insecta; Diptera; Ceratopogonidae. Gene Ontology annotation, molecular function: protein binding. The transcript is spliced from 4 exons.